CUCAGACUUCAGACCCUCCACCGCAAUGUGUUGUUGUCUUCGACCCCACCCCAAUAAUUUGCUCUGAAUCAGCACCUUUCUCUUGUCUCCCUAGUCUCUGAGCUUCUCUCUCCUGCCGUCCUGGGCCCGCCAUCCUUAGGGGCUGCCCAAGUUGCUAGGCUCCUCCUCGUUCCUCUCCCGCCCCGGACCAGCAGCCUUAAUUUCAGAUCAUGCCUGGAGCGAAAUCCGUCCAGAGUCCCGAGGAAGGGGGCGUCAGCAUCACUGAAGCCCUUAUCAUUAAGCGAAACUUGACCUUCCCUGAGGAUGAGGAACUGUCAGAAAGGAUGUUUCAUACUCUUGCUGACCUGCAGACUGUUCGCCUGGACCGAGAGGGGAUUACCACCAUCAGGAACUUGGAGGGCCUCCAGAACCUUCACAGCCUCUACCUGCAAAUGAAUAAGAUCCAGCGAAUUGAGAACCUGACUUGUGUCCCCUCCUUGCGCUUUCUGUCUCUGGCAGGAAACCAAAUCAGGCAGGUGGAAAACCUCCACGACCUCCCGUACCUCCAGUUUCUGGACCUUUCUGAGAACCUGAUAGAAACCCUGAAGCUGGAUGAGUUCCCCCAGAGCCUCCUCAUCCUCAGCCUGACUGGAAACAGCUGCACCAAGCAGGACGGCUACCGGAGGCAGGUAACAGAAGCCCUGCCACUGCUGCUAGACCUGGAUGGGCAGCCCGUGUUGGAGCGCUGGGCCUCGGACGAGGAGGACGGAGCCUCGGGCAAUGAGGACGAGGAGUUCCCAGAACUGAGUGGCCCGUUCUGUUCAGAGCGAGGCUUCCUCCGGGAGCUGGACCAGGAGAUGGGAAGGCACAAGGAGCACAGGCAGCAGGUGGCCCUGGCAGAGCAUCUGCUGCGGAUGGAGAUGUGGCCCACCCUCACCGACCUGUCCCUGCUGCCUGGGGCGCCCAUGGCUGGUGACAGCAGCCCUUCUGUCACUCCCGGACAAGGGAAGGAGAUACCCUCUGAGGCCACCUCCUCACUCUGGGCCUCCUCUCCCACCACGAAACCGUGCCCUCUGGUUCCCAGGGGUCAGCAAAGUUCUGUCCAGGCCACAGAGGGGGCCCGAGCAGUUGUGGCCCCCACAGCCUCUGCGAUCGGGGCCCUCAGCACAACCAAGACCACCACCAAGAGAAUCAAGAAAUGAUUAUCUCUCGGCCCAUCUAAACAGGCAGAAAGGGACCAGCCCCCUUCUCAGACCCCUGGCCCGUGGCAAGAGCCCAUUCCCAAUAAAAUGUCUCUGGGCCCUGAA
Messenger RNA from Carlito syrichta (Philippine tarsier), 1286 nucleotides. RefSeq names its product leucine rich repeat containing 46 (gene LRRC46). The transcript has 8 exons. Gene Ontology annotation, molecular function: protein binding. Lineage: Eukaryota; Metazoa; Chordata; Mammalia; Primates; Tarsiidae. The coding region runs from base 210 to 1181 and encodes 323 amino acids. The record is from RefSeq and is a predicted model, not a curated record.